This is a messenger RNA of Sitodiplosis mosellana (orange wheat blossom midge), 930 nucleotides long. RefSeq lists its product as uncharacterized. Bases 62 to 718 code for a protein of 218 amino acids. The transcript has 5 exons. The record is from RefSeq and is a predicted model, not a curated record. Lineage: Eukaryota; Metazoa; Arthropoda; Insecta; Diptera; Cecidomyiidae.
GUCGAAUGUAUCAGCAUACAUUUGUUGUUUUUGCAACCGUUCGUAUGAAAUUUAUCCCAAGAUGUUGGCGAACAUUCGAACCAUUUAUUGCUUUUUAUUCAUUGCAAGUUUCACUUAUUCUAGUGCACUUGCCGAAAGUACAUAUUUGGGAUUAAUCGGAGAUGCGUUGCAACCCUGUUUCCAAUCUGUAGACAGUUCUACUGAUGGUGGCGAAAUUGUAUGUGCAUUGGAUUGCACGUUUUCCAAAUUGAAAUUGUAUGAUACCAAGUACGACAAUGGCAUACUGCAUAAUGAGUGCAGCAAACCUAAUUCAAACGAGCGCAACGAACGCAUUUACGAACUAAUUGGAACUGAAAUUUUGAAGGCAAUCAAGACCGGUCGUACGGACUUCGUAAGGCCUGACUCCUCUUCAAGCCCAUUCAUGAAAUUGGUCGAAACAGCCGCUCAAACAUGUGAUUCAAAGUUUAAUAUGGGAAGCAACCAUUUUGCCUGGAUACUCAUCCCAAGUCCAUUGAAAUGGUUGCAAGAAAUUGGAAGUAAGGUGUGUUCGUUUCAUUGCAUGUUUGAGGAGCUGAAAAUUAUUGACGGAAACGAACUUACAAAUGGUCUACAACGCUGGUUGUUGGAGCGGGGAGUUAGUGCCGAUCAUAUUCAAGAGGCGAAUAACCAAAUAAAAGCUUUCAAGGAUAAUUAUGAGAAAACAUGCAAAUCCCACUGAAAUAUCUGGUCGAGUCUUUGAUUCUGCUGAUGUUUUUUUUUAUGUUUUAAAAUUGGACUACCAAUUGUAUUCAACAUAUUUCGACCAUUUCAUAUAAUAGUUGAAUAUCCCCAUCAAAAGAUGAACACGGCAACAAAACUGAUUCAAAUGUUUUUUUUUAUUUGUACGAUAUUCAAUAAAAAAAAAAAUAUUCUUUUAUCCUCCUGAAAAAA